UGAAAACAGCUGUUGUUCACACGGUAGUAAGAACGUUUCCAACCUAAAUAGAAUACGAGAUUUGAAAUAGAAUUUUAUUGGAAUUAUUACAUUUGCCGGUAGUGUUAAAUCAAUGUGUUACAUAUAUAUAAUCUAAUAAUAAAAAUAUUUAAAAACACAGUGCCUUUUAUUAGCAACUUGUCUUCCUUCUUGAAUAAUUAGUCAAUGAAAGAAAAUUAUAUAGGGGAUAAAUAUUUAAAUAGAUUUUACAACAUGAAUUUAUCUUUUGCUGGUUGUGGUUUUCUUGGUAUUUACCAUGUUGGUGUAGCAGUAUGCUUUAAGAAAUAUGCACCGCAUUUGCUACUGGAUAAGAUUAGUGGAGCAUCGGCUGGUGCUAUCGCUGCCUGCUGUCUUCUUUGUGAUUUACCCCUCGGUGAAAUCACAAGCAAUGUGUUACGUGUAGCACGAGAAGCCAGAGAGCAUACACUAGGUGCUUUCAGUCCAUCAUUUAAUGUACAUGAUAUAUUAUUGGAGAGUUUACAAAAAUUUCUACCAGAAGAUGCACAUAUUCGUGUAAAUGGGAAGUUACAUAUUUCUUUGACCAGGGUAUACGAUGGAAAAAAUGUGAUAGUUUCACAUUAUAACUCAAGACAAGAUUUACUUCAGGCUCUAUUAGCCUCUUCAUUUAUUCCUUUUUUCUGUGGUAUAUUGCCACCACGGUUUCAUGGAAUUAGAUAUAUAGAUGGUGGUUUCAGUGAUAAUCUUCCUACACUCGAUGAAAAUACUAUUACGGUUAGUCCUUUCUGUGGAGAAAGUGAUAUUUGUCCUAGAGAUAUAUCAUCUCAAUUGUUUCAUGUAAACGUGGCAAAUACAAGUAUAGAACUUUCAAAACAAAAUAUAUAUAGAUUUGCUAGAAUACUUUUUCCACCAAAUCCAAAAAUUUUAUCUAAUAUGUGUAAACAGGGAUUUGAUGAUGCUUUAAGAUUUUUACAUCGUAACAAUUUAAUUAAUUGUACUAGGUGCCUUGCUGUACAAUCUACAUUCGUCGUAUCAGAGACAUUAGAUGAGAGUUUCGAAUAUGAUCCUGAAUGUUUAGAAUGUAAAAUGCAUAGACAGGAAGCAUUAGUAGCUAAUUUACCAGAGACUGUUUUGACUAUAUUUCAAGAUGCCAUAGAUUCAGCAAAUAAAGGUCUCAUUAAUUGGUUAUUUAAACAUAGAAGUAUAAAGUUACUCUCCUUGCUUAGUUUACCUUAUACAUUACCGGCAGAUGUAGUAUAUGCAACAUUUACGAACUUGGUUGGUAACAAAAUAGAAACUUAUAAUGUGGAAUACAAAGUAAUUGGAAAUGUGCUUCGCACACCUCAAUGUGCAUUAAAUUGUGCUAAACACUUAAAAUCUUCACGGUUUAUAUUAAAUGUUCCAAAAUUACGGAAUAAUCUUGUUGAAGCGAGUAGAUAUAUCUUGGAACAAUUAAGUUAUGUAUUUCCACAAAUCAAUGUUUAUUACCAACCUAUACCUCAGACAAUCAAGUGUCAAUUAGCUAUUACAGAAUAUGGGUCUAAUAUUUAUGAUAUCAAAUCAACAGAAAACAGUGAUGCAUUGUGUAAAAAUUCAAAAAGUUUAAAUUUGACACUCCAGUAUAAUGAAUUACAAUCAUGGAAAGAAUGUAAUAAUAAAACAAAUUGUGUUAUAAAUGUGUCAGAUAUUGGAACAGUGGAUGAUACUUUCGAAAAUAUAUUACAGGUAACUACAGAUCAAGAAGCCGUAAUAGCUUAUUAUUACAUGGACGAAAAUAAUAAAGUACAGGUAACAGAAAUAUUUGAUGUAACUGAUACAGAUUCACAUGGAAUAUUAUCUAUUGAUGAAGUAGAGACCAAUACAAAAUUACAAUUCGACGGUUGGGAUGAGCCUACUUGGUUAUCUCAACAUACAUUAAAUGAUGUUACAACAGAAUCUCUUUAUACUGAAGCAAAUCAACAAAGUUUAGAGAAUUUGUCCGAUAUAUCUUUAGACGAUGAUAUAUUAGAUAAUUCAAAUAUUUUUUCUGAUCCUGAAAGCGAAUGGGGAAUGGAAAAAAGUAAACAAGAACAACAACCAUGCAAUCCUCCUGAUAGUCGACCAGAAGUAGAUCAACCAUCAUUAAGUAUAUAAGAUAAAUAUUUUUUUUAUCAUAUUAAACUGAAUUUACAAUAUAAUAGUACGCGCAAUAUAUCAGGUGGAUAUUGGAUACUUCUGUAUACUUUUUUAUUAACGAUGUCUUAUAUAGCUUUAUUUGAUUUUCUUAGCCAUAACUGUUUUGUUACAUUAUAAUCUGCAGCAGUGCACACAUUUAUAGUAUUUUGUUAUUAAUAUCGUUUACUAACUGAGAUAUAUUAUUGUUAUGAACUUACCUAAGUAAGAGUAAGUGUUCCACAGAUCUCAUGAGUAGACUGAAAUAUUGGUGUUGAAUAUUUUAUUAUAUUAACAGUGAUGUAUUUGUAAUUUAUCUAACACUCUUAAGAUUUAAAUAUUUUGAAGUCAUGUUUAUAUAAAACAAUUUAGUGUUUUUUAUGACAAUUAUAUUACCGUGCUUGCCAUAUGUCAUUUUAAACAUUAUAGUUCUCUUUUCAAUAUUGAUAUAAACUAAUUGUUUUUAUUAUGUUCUUUUUCUUUCUUAUAUAUAUAUAUAUAUAUAUAUAUAUAUAUAUAUAUAUAUAGCAUAUUAAAAUAUAGUUAACACAUAGAAGUUAAUUAAAAAAUUUAAUAAAACACACAUGCCUAUUUAUAUGAUAUUACAAAGAAAUAUCUGUGAUUGCAUACAGCUGGGUCUGGGUGCUAUUAAACAGAAGUUUUAUAAUAAUUAUUGAUAAAUUAGAUCACUAAAUUUUGUUAUUAUAUAAAAUUAAGGAGAUCGAUGUACACAUUUGUAUAAUUGUAUCGUUUAAUAUUGCCUAAUAUUUCUAGAAAAUAUCUAAUUUUUAAAAUAAUUUUAAGAUAUAAUAACAAUUACUAAUUAUAUUAGGUAUUGAACAAAUCAAACGUAUAAAUAGAAACUCUCUUAUCCAAAAUUAUAUUCAAAAACAUAAAAUUAGGAAUACCGAAAACUUUCAAAAGCAUUGUUUAUUCACAUCAUAUAAUCAUAAAUAUCUAUCUAGUUCUUACAAAUUUUAGCAUUAUUUAUUCGGAAAAUUGAACAUUAGAUAUCUCUUUGCAAUAGGAAAAAGAUAUUUUGUAAUUAUAAGUACGAUAUAGGUAUAUGCCAGAAUUCUAACUAUAAAAUAACAUUUACAAUAAUGCACAAAGAGUAUUGUAUUCAUGAUAAGUAAAGACGAAGAAUAUUAUUUUUUAUUUAAAUUUAUAAAUAAAUUGUUUCUCAGUAUUUAUGUAUAAGAAAUGUUAUAUAUCAGUCUCAUCACAAGAUGUGAUUGUACAUUCAAGUUGUACAAUCUAACUUUUACGCAUGAAUACUUGUGAAUUUAGAAUACAAUUACUAUAUAUAUAAUAUAUGUAUAUACAUAUAUAUAUAUAUACACAUACACACACAUAGGCGUGCGCGCGCGCAUGUAUAUAUAAUGAUUUAUAUAUAAAAGAUUUUCGUUUUGAGAGUAUGUACAAAGAGUAUUAGAUGUAAUAAUAGAAUAAUACAUUUAAUUGUAGAAUUAAACCAAAAUUUUUAAUAUAAACAUCAAUACAAUAAUCUUCAUUACAUGAAAUCUACACAAUAUAGUUAAAUAAACUUAAAUUGUAUUUUUUUAAUGUAAACUCUCAAUUUAAGAAAAUCUUGAAGACAUAGUAUAGGAAUGGUAGUAUGCAAUUGUGGAAGUAUCAUGUUUUACUUUUUACAUUGUUUGCUCUACUUUUGUAUACAUUUUCAUAUACUAUGCAUAUUUAGAAAUUAUAUUAUUAUAGAACACAUGUGAUAGAUAAUGUGUAUGUGUGUGUGUGUGUGCAUGUAUGUAUGUAUUUAUGUAUGUAUGUAUGUAUGUAUGUAUGUAUGUAUACAUAUACAUAUAGUAUAGAAUAUUUUUUUAAUAUAUAAUUAACUAUAUAAACCACGUGCAAUUUUUAUUGCCAUGCAUUGAGAAUAUGCAGGUACUAUAAAAAUAUAUAUAUUUAAGGUGUUUGCUGGAACAUUUUAUUAUUCAGUUGUACAAAUUUGUACGCUUUUUAUUCAUUUAUAACGUUACUUAUUUUAUAGGAAGCAUUCUGUAUUAACCAUUUUUUUUUUAUUCUUACUACAUAGAGAUUUAUACUAAAUGGAGUACUUCUUCUUCGGUUGGUUAUGGCUUAUAUUAGAAAUAUGAAGAAUAACUAUUUAUCGUAAAUGAUACUAUAUUAAUAUAUAUUUACAAUUGUGCAUUAAUUAAUCCAAUGGGGAAAUUCUGCCUAACGAGUGCUGUGACUUCAAUACCUUUUCUUGAUUGUUUUAUUAUGUAACAUAUCUUUAAUAUAUAAUAUGUACAUUGUGUCACAUAA
Vespula pensylvanica (western yellowjacket) is the source of this 4434-nucleotide messenger RNA. RefSeq names its product patatin-like phospholipase domain-containing protein 2 (gene bmm). Gene Ontology annotation, molecular function: triacylglycerol lipase activity. Gene Ontology annotation, biological process: triglyceride catabolic process; lipid homeostasis. Gene Ontology annotation, cellular component: lipid droplet; cytoplasm; membrane. Bases 205 to 2130 code for a protein of 641 amino acids. The record is from RefSeq and is a predicted model, not a curated record. Lineage: Eukaryota; Metazoa; Arthropoda; Insecta; Hymenoptera; Vespidae. The transcript is spliced from 13 exons.